This is a messenger RNA of Ixodes scapularis (black-legged tick), 4797 nucleotides long. RefSeq lists its product as uncharacterized. Gene Ontology annotation, molecular function: zinc ion binding; nucleic acid binding. NCBI's taxonomy places the organism in Eukaryota, Metazoa, Arthropoda, Arachnida, Ixodida, Ixodidae. Bases 32 to 1210 code for a protein of 392 amino acids. The transcript has a single exon. The record is from RefSeq and is a predicted model, not a curated record.
ACUUCCGGACACCGCAGCGUACGGUCGCGGAAUGUCAAGCUCCGACGGAGCGGCGAUAACGGCCCAGCAGGGCCGUGGCGAUAAGGCAUUUACUGCUGAGUUGGAUUAUUCUGUUCAUCUGCCACCCCUGCCAACUGGUCGCACUGUUUUAAAUUCUGUGUUUCUGCACGCGGACGUUAAAGGACGUCCUUACAGAGUUGAGGAUUUCCGCGAUGCAUUGAGCCACGUAGGACUGCUCGCCGACGUGGUGUCUUUGGGUUCUUACCAGAUGAACCACGUGUGGCUCGUGACCUUCAAAAUCAACGAAAGCAAGAAGAAACUGGUUGAAACUCGGGAGCUUCUGGUUAAAGACCGCCGUUGCCUCGUCUUCGACCCCAAUGGACAGAGCGUUCGUCUCAAGAUCCACUGGGUGCCUCACCACGUUUCGGAUGACGAGGUGCGUACCGCUCUGUCGCAAUACGGGAAAGUAACUGAAGUUACAAGGGAAAAAUGGCGAGUGCAAGGGUGCGAGGCCAUCGAAUCCACUACGCGGAUAGUCCUCAUUACUUUGAAAGCGGGCGUCACUGUGGAAACCCUACCGCACCAGGAACGAAUAGCCGGUGGGAUCACGCUCGUGGUGGCACCUGGACGCGCCCCGCUCUGCCUCAAGUGCCACCGCACUGGCCAUAUCCGUCGUGAGUGUCGUACACCACGUUGCAACCAGUGUCGUCGGUACGGACAUGAGACCAACAAUUGCGUUCGGUCCUACGCGGCUGUUGCAGGCCCUGUAGGAGGGGAAGAUACGUCCGACUUCUACAUGGAUGAGGCGGAGGCCAAUGAGGCAGGAGCUCCGAAGGAGGCGGUGCCCGAAUCAACGCCGGAGACAACGAAUAGAGACAAGAUGGCAGCCGUGAGCAGCGAUAAACCAUCUGGUGCUGCCGCUCUAACAGUUCGUUUGGUCAGGACUGAUGCCUGUUCGAGCGUCGCAUCCUCAGAAGACCAUGAACAGUCGUGCACCGGUAGAGAGGAAACCAAGGACAUCACCAUGGCUGAAGCUGGCACCCUGGCCGUUAAAAGGACACGAGAGACGGAGCCAAGGGUGACAGGCGCCUCCAGUGUAUGCGGGGAUGCUGAGCCGCCAGGGAAAACGCUGCCCGGCCGGUCUCCCCGUGCUGCGUCAAAGUUGGACCCUACCUUGAAUUCUCGGGGAAAGGGGGUGUCUGGUUCAUGACCCGAAAGGCCUGCGUUUGGUGAGGAUUUCUGUCUCCGUAGUGUUCCUUUACUUUUAUAUCUAAAGAGAAGAUAAAGCUCGUUAACCCAGUAAGAUUCGGGACUCUGAACGUUCGGGGCCUGUCCACUAGUCGUAAACUGUAUCAGGUCCGAAGAGUCCUGGAGGAUAACGAUCUGGACGUCUUCGCGGUACAGGAAACGAAAGUGGAAAGUGAGGAAGCUACCGAGAGGCUAGUCCAGCCUUUUCAGGCUAGUUUUGAUGUUUGCGUUAGUCACGCCAAAGGUUCGUCUGGGGGAUGCUUAUUGUUUAUUAGAAGGGCGUUAAGUCCUAGUGAUUAUGUUAUUACCGUAGAUGAGGUCGGUAGGCUCAUAGUGUGUGAUUUUGUCAUGUAUGACAUAAGUUGGAGGAUUAUUUGUGUUUAUUGCCCUAACGUGGUAACAGAAAGGAAAGCAUUUUUUGCGUCGUUGCGCCACGUUCUGAACUGUGCACGGAAAAUAGUACUGCUAGGAGACUUUAACUGCGUCUGUGAAACUGGUGACUGGUCGAGCACGAAUAUUUUCAGAGAUUCCAGUGCAUUGGUAUUGAGAGAUAUGAUUGACGAAUAUUAUCUCCAUGACGUUGCAACUUUCCAGAACAAAAUUGAAACUUUAAGCUAUACACAUUUCUGUCCAUCUAGUAACGCUCGGCUUGACCGAGCUUAUGUUUCUGUCGAUCUUUUGACGGGAACAGAUGAGUACAAGGUUCUACCGGUCUUUUUUAGUGAUCAUGCGCUGGUGACGUUCACCUUGGGAAAAGCCAGAACGGCGAAGAACCGAUUCUGUUGGGAGCUGUGGAAAUUUAACGUGAAGCUUCUCGAUGACGAAUCUUUCACUAAUAGACUUGAAAAGGUGCUGGCAAAUAUGACAAGCGGUUACUUUGUUAAUUCUUUUGAGUCAUGGGAAAUCACAAAGCAAGAAAUAAAGUUAGCUGCUCUAGAACGAUCAAAUGCUUUAAAAUAUUUAAAGGACGCAGAAGAGAAACUGCUUCAAGCAGAUUUAAAGAGGCUUUUUAAAUUGGAGUGUGAAUUCCCCGGUAAAUACAUAAACGAUAUUAAAAUAACAAAAGCAAGUUUGGCAGCCACCGAGAACGAGAAAUAUAAAGGCGCUAUAAUUCGAUCGCGUGCAGAGACUUUUCUUCUUGGUGAACAACCUACCAAAAGAGCGCUUAGCAGAGAAAAACAGUAUGCCAGUAAAAAGAAAAUUUCUGAAAUAGAGUAUCGCGGCUUGAUAAGUACUGACGAAGGAAUCAUCGCGCAAGCUUUCAGCGACUACUACAGUCAGCUUUUUCAACGUGACGAAGCCCUUAAUACAAUGCAUUUCGAGAACGUCCUUCUAGAACUGAUGCCGAGAUUAGACGAGGAAACGACUGCUUGGCUUGAACAGCCGAUCGAGUUAAGCGAAAUCAGCGCUGCAAUUGAUGAGCUUAAAGUAGGUAAGACGCCCGGACCAGACGGACUAAGCACAGCUCUAUACAAAAAAUCUAAAAAUAUUUUAGCACAACAGCUUCAUAAAGUGCUGGCUGAUUCCUACAAAACAAAACUUUUGCCGCCUUCCUUUUUGAAUAGUCAUAAAGUUCUUAUUCCGAAGGUUGAUGACCCGGAAAAGUUGAGGAGUGUUAAAAACUAUAGACCUAUUGCCUUGAGCAAUGUAGAUUAUAAGAUAUUUAUGAAGGUACUUGCAAGACGGCUUCAAUCCGUUAUUCACAGAAUCGUCGGCUCACACCAAACUUGUGGGAUUAAAGGAAGAACUAUUUUUACGAAUGUUCAUUGUGCACGUAGUAUUCUUGAAUGUUGUGAUAUGGAACUGGACCAAGUAGCCAUGAUACAAAUCGACCUUGAAAAAGCCUUCGAUCGGGUACAACAUAGCGUAUUGUAUGGUGUACUGAAACAUAUUGGGGUGGGGCAAGUGAUCCUUAAUGGAGUAGAAAUGGCGUACAGCGGAUGUACUACACAGCUAAUUGUCAACGGUCGCCUGUCAGAGCCCAUUCCAAUACUGUCGUCUGUAAGACAGGGAUGCCCGCUUUCACCUUUAUUGUUUAAUAUUUAUUUAGAACCCUUCUGUCUGAGCAUCAUUCAUAACAAAAAUAUACAUGGUUUUCGACUGCAUGCCAUAGAGGUCAAGCUGCUGGCGUACGCGGAUGACGUAGCUGUAUUUUGCCAUGAUAAAAGUAGUAUUUCUGAAGCUGUGUCCACUGUUAAAACAUUUUGUGAAUUAACUGGGGCAUCCGUAAAUUGGGAGAAAUGUGUUGGCUUUUGGCAUGGCUCGUGGGCUACGAAGCCGGAGCAGUUCGAAGAUAUAAAUUUUAUGCUAACGCCUUCCUCGUAUCUUGGUGUGCCUCUUCAACAUUAUAAAAGGAGUAAUGCGCAUUGGUCGGCAGUGAUUGACGAAACUCGGCGAACGGCGCAGAAGUGGGAAGGAUGCGCCUUUUCUGUCUUCACUCGCGCCACAAUAUGAAAUGUGUUUUUAAUUGCCAAAAUCUGGUAUGUUCUACAGGUCAUCAGUUGUUCUCGCAUUAACAUUCAAAAAUUGCAUCGUGUUUUUGCGGUAUUCAUAUGGCAGUCAAGUUGGGAGAGACUAAGCCGAGACAACCUUUUUUGUCGCGUAUCCAAGGGGGGCGUCUCGUUGUCACACCUAUGGGUGAAACAGAUUGUAUCAAGAUUUAUGUUUCUUCGAGAUCAAGUAGAUCCUUUUCUACGCACAGUGAUACAAACAAGACUGUCCGAACAAGUGCCUUUGUUUGUUGUGUCGUCAUACAAUCAUGGGUUUUGUCGACUCAGUGCAUUCUUGAGCGAAGUUGUAACCGCCUUUCAGAUUCUGUCAGUUCGUUUUUCUUUAGAGUAUCUUUCUGGAGUAACGCGAAAACGCCUGACGCAUGAUUUAUAUGAUGUUCUUUUCCCUGUGCCAUUGUAUCGCAUCGGAUGCUGCGAGCGUCGAGAUCAAGAUGUUCUGAGACGCGUUAAAAGGAUGCACGUCCAGCCUUCUUUGAAAACGUUUUUCUUUAAACUUCAUACAAAUACGCUUCCUGUAAAGAAGUGGCUGAAGGACAAAGGCAUUUUUGUUCCAUGGGGUGACCAUUGCUUUUUAUGUAAAAAACCAGAAACAAUUGAACAUGUUUUUAUAGAGUGUUGGGAUGCUCUGUUCUUUUGGGACGUCUUGCAAAGAACCUUGAAAAAAGAUUUACCGGUAACCUCCCAUGGCAUUAGAUUUUUAAACACAGAUCCCAAUGACACGAUUCCUUUAGAUAUGAUCAUGCUCAUCGGUCUUCAUAGCAUCUGGAAAAGUCGAAUGGCUGUGAGAAAUGCUGAUGUUUUCAUACGGCCUGUACGCAAAUAUUUCACUGAAACAAUUUGUGAACUGACUGCAGCGUACAAAACUGCGUUUCCCACCGUAGAGUGGUUGCCAUAUUUUGAAGAAUUGAAAGGGUUGAAAGAGUUUUAAUCCUACUCAACAUUAGCACUGCAAUCUCUGUGGUACUGUAGCGUAGUAGCUGGAUUUCAUUUGUAUGUGUGCGCGUCUCUGUAAAAACACCGGCAAUAAAUAAAAAAAAAA